Molecule: messenger RNA, 198 nt
Organism: Lachancea fermentati
Lineage: Eukaryota; Fungi; Ascomycota; Saccharomycetes; Saccharomycetales; Saccharomycetaceae
Source: the annotation of a GenBank genome assembly
AUGUCGUGCUGCGAUUCCAGUAAAGUCCCAACAAAGAGCUGCUGCUCGACCAGUCAACCUCAAGAGAAGUCUUGCUGUUCUUCUACAAAGCAAAAGUCAGCACCUUCAUGUUGUGGUGCUAACCUGUCGGAAAAGCCUACCAGGUGUAGGUGUGGUUCAAGCUGUGCUUGUCCCUCCUGUAACACAACAAAACUUUGA